Striga hermonthica is the source of this 411-nucleotide messenger RNA. Lineage: Eukaryota; Viridiplantae; Streptophyta; Magnoliopsida; Lamiales; Orobanchaceae. The record is from the annotation of a GenBank genome assembly.
AUGGUUGACCCGAACCUACUCGUGAAAGCCUUAGUAAGAACCGGUUAUCAUGCGGAGGUCAAAUGGGCCAGUAUCAAACACCCCAGAUUUAGCAAAAAUUACUACGAUAACAACUACAAUUACCAUAACUAUCCUCCAAUCGGGUACAAUUACGGAUCAAAUCACAACCCGUACCCGUAUCAAUAUCAUCAACAACAACAACAACAUGCCUUGCCGGAUCCAAUGACCCACCACCAUUAUUCCAUGUCAACUCCUUACAGUCACCAUGGAUGGGACCCCUAUUAUUACGGGUCGGACACCUAUUAUUACAGGCCGGGCCCACCACACGCGAGGUACGUGCCGUCUUAUCCGCCCCGGGAAUACGACCCGUAUGAUGAUGAUGAACCCAUUAGUUUAUGCAGCAUUAUGUAA